Molecule: messenger RNA, 8699 nt
Organism: Nomia melanderi (Alkali bee)
Lineage: Eukaryota; Metazoa; Arthropoda; Insecta; Hymenoptera; Halictidae
Product: mitogen-activated protein kinase kinase kinase 10
Biological process (GO): protein phosphorylation
Molecular function (GO): JUN kinase kinase kinase activity; protein binding; ATP binding
Source: RefSeq, a predicted model, not a curated record
AAUUUUAGUAAAAUUACAAUUUUUUCUGUAACAAUUUAAUUUUUACUUCAUUGUGGAUAAACCUUAUGCAGCUGAAACAACUUAAGCGGCCUUUCAAAUGUCCUCCCUAUGAAUCGUGGUCUAAUAUAUCAUCACGUCAACGGUAGGGCCGUCAAACGAAACAUGGCGUCCGUUAGGUUAUUGCUAUGAGUGCUGCUGCGUUUUCUAUCAUUAAAUGUGGAAUCAUCGUGCGUUUUGCGGGCUGACGCGAAGCGUCGUGUCCUCCGGGAGGCGAACACGUCGCUAUCAACCCUGCACGUCCCGCGUACAUUGCUCUUAAUCCCAAUUCAAUGAGGAGAUUCGGUUUCGUCAACAGUGGCUUGUGGGUAUACACACCCCGACGCGAGACUCCACAGUGGUUUUCGGCAUAUCGAGCUUUUUUCUACUCUUCUAAAAUUUCAUUCCGUAGUGAUUCUAGUAGGAUUAUGAUACUCGACGAAAAAUCACGAAAUCCUCACGCGUUGGUGCCGGACUCGCGAAUCAAAAUGCCGGUCACUGUUAAAGUGUUUUUAUGCACGGGGUGUUAGUGGUGGUGAUCACCUUCUCUCACCCCACAUUUUUUACGCGAAACGUGUGCGUACAUUUAAAACGCCUUCGGAAUGUCACGUAACUAUUUUACGUUUGCGUGUUAAUAAUGAUUUCGAGAGACAUGUGUAUAAAAUAAUGUGAAAUGUACAAGGAUUUGUGUUCAGUGUUAGAAAAUUAUGGAAGGUGGACAUAAAACUCCCUGAUUCUUAUAUCUGUAUGUUUUGUUACUUUCUUUUGAGAUAAACAAAUAACACAGCUAGAACAUUCUAUGUUACUAUUCACCAUUCGAUUGACACGAUAUUCCACAAAAGCUACCAGACGAACAAGGUGUAAUUUCCAGAGAGGAAAAGAAUAUAGAGAGUGUCAGGCCAUAUGCCGCCAGCCGGGUUAUCGGCAAGAGGCUUGUCUACCUUGAUGGACCACGGACAACCAGAUGCUCGUCAUCGGAGCGAGCGCUUUUUACUUCAUCCAGAGAAUGGCUCCUCUAAUUCUCAUAGUUCUAACACAGCCAACUCAUCUCCACGAUAUCAACAUAAUAAUAGAACAAAUAAUCAUUCCACAAGUUACGGAUAUUUGUAUGGGCGUACAUCUAGCAACAAUAUGUCUGAUAGCAGUGUUUCCGAUACACACAGUGGUGGCACAGCAAGAACUGUUUCUCAACAAACUAGUCCUUCCCAUGGUACACAUUCCUCUUCUCAAUCAAGGCAGGACAAUAGUUCAACAAUUUUCACUGCAUUAUUCGAUUAUGUUGCCCAAGGCGAGGAUGAAUUGUCUUUGCAAAGGGGAGAAACAGUUGAGGUUCUGUCUAAAGAUUCAAAAAUCUCAGGUGAUGAAGGAUGGUGGACUGGAAAAAUCCAUGGUAAAGUUGGAAUUUUUCCAGCAAAUUUUGUUGCAGAAGCAGAGAGUAUCGAUAGAGUAUCGUCGGUGAUCGAUAAGGUUCAACCAGUUGAAAUUGAUUUUGAGGAAUUACAAUUAGAAGAAGUUAUAGGGGUUGGUGGAUUUGGAAAAGUUUAUAGAGGAUUCUGGCAAAAACAUGAAGUGGCUGUUAAAGCAGCCCGCCAGGAUCCAGAUGAAGAUCCAAGUGUUACGUUAGAAAAUGUUCAACAAGAAGCAAAAUUAUUUUGGUUAUUGAAACAUGAAAACAUUGUGCAGUUGGAAGGAGUUUGUUUAAAAAUGCCAAAUAUGUGUCUCGUAAUGGAGUAUGCACGUGGGGGUAGUUUGAACAGGGUUCUUAGUGGUAGAAAAAUCAGGCCUGAUGUACUUGUUGAUUGGGCAAUACAAAUUGCCCGUGGCAUGGACUACCUUCAUAAUAAAGCUCCUAUAAGUCUUAUUCAUAGGGACCUAAAAAGCUCUAAUGUGCUGUUAAGUGAGCCUAUAGAAAAUGACGAUCUGCAGUAUAAAACAUUGAAAAUUACUGAUUUUGGAUUGGCAAGGGAAGUUUAUAAGACAACACGCAUGUCAGCAGCAGGCACAUAUGCUUGGAUGGCACCAGAGGUUAUUAAAAAGAGUACUUUCAGUAAAGCCAGUGAUGUUUGGAGCUAUGGUGUUCUUUUAUGGGAACUUUUAACUGGUGAAACACCCUAUAAAGGAAUAGAUGCAUUGGCAGUAGCAUACGGAGUUGCAGUAAAUAAACUUACAUUGCCUAUUCCAUCAACUUGCCCUCAGCCUUGGAGGUUUUUAAUGGAAGCUUGUUGGGCAUCAGACAGUCAUUCGAGACCAGGAUUUGCUGAAAUUCUUGAAGCACUAGAUGAAGUACGUAGUGCAUUUGCAGCAACGCCACACGAGUCCUUUCACACAAUGCAAGAAGACUGGAGACUUGAAAUUGAACAAGUUCUUCAUGGAUUGCGCAUGAAGGAAAAGGAAUGCCGUUCCUUAGAAGAGGAAUUGCGCUGUAGGGAGGAAGAAUUAACUAAAGCACAAGUACAACAACGACAACACGAAGAAAAUUUAAGACAGCGAGAACAAGAAUUGGCUGCUCGAGAGAUAGACUUAUUGGAACGUGAACUCACUGUAAUGAUAAUUCAACAACAAAAUACUCCUACACCAAACAAAAGACGUGGAAAAUUCAAGAAAUCGAGAUUAAAAUUAAAUAAAAAAGAGCCUGGUAGUAACAUUAGCGCUCCUUCUGAUUUCCGUCACACGAUAACUGUUCAACAUACAGCUCUAGAUAGAGGAAAAGUGCGGAAUCCGUCGAGACCUAACAGUCCACCAGGUUCUCCUAGUAUUCCAAGACUUCGGGCAAUCGCAUUACCAGCAGACGGAGUAAAGGGUAAGACUUGGGGACCAUCGACACUCCACCAACGGGAGCGUGGGGCUAUUAUCACACAGCCACCAAAUCCUUCAUCACCAGGUGGCAAGCGGUGGUCUCGUUCUGCUCCAGAUCUCGAAAAGACACCCCUGCGUACAGCCCUGUUGGCAAGCGCGCAUCGCUCCCCGCUUCUUCAAGAAAUAGGCCUUUCUGAGGAAAGCAUCUAUCCUACUCAUUAUACAGCUGUAGCACCUGAUCUCUCAUCUGACUGGGUAACAUCGGACUAUCCUUUGAAACCUGGAUUAACUGGACCUUACAUCAUGCCAAUGCCUGUUCCAAUGCCAACGCUCUAUAAUGGAGAAAUGAAAAAACCAAAGUUAAGCAUAAUAGAAUUGGUAUUGUACAAUAUCGCUGCUAUGCUAGCUGGAGUAGCUACUGGCUAUGAUGUAAGAAUGUCGAACAUAUCUCCGAUUCAUCCAAGAUUGUAUCCUCGAGUUGGCGAUACCGAAGAUGAACCUUCAAGAUGGUGGUUUCAAGCAGAUACCGGAUCAAAUCGCAAUUCUGGUUAUCUUGGGCCUGAUUAUGAGUUUAGUUCAAGUAGUGGUUAUCCCCAUAAUACGUAUCAUGGACCAGCUAGACAUUACAGGCCAUUCUUAAGUAACAUGGGUGGUAUAGCACCUGGUCUUUUACCCAGUGUGAUGCCUGACAAACCUUUAAGAUUUACGGAUUCGCCCCAACACUAUGCGAGUAGUACAACAGGUUCUAACGCACCAACACCAAGUCCUAGAAGAAAGAGCAGUAGCACUAGUAAUGAAGACGUAUUCACGCAUGAUACAGGAAGAGUAGAUCGAAUGGAAAGAGUACCAACUAUAUAUAUGGGUAAUGUUGCUCCGUUUCCGGAUUACGGACCUCCAGUUUAUACAGUUGUUCCACCAGAAUAUUAUAGACCACCAGAACCAACGUAUUUUGUACCUUCAGAUUAUCAUGAUAGAAUGCUUGAGUGCCCUGAAUUUCCACACGCUUAUGACAAUCCGAGCAGUAUAAAUAGUCCGGCUCGGCCUGUAUCAAGACUUCCUCCGUAUACCCAUCAUCGUACUUCAUCAAACGUUUCAAACGCAAGCACAUCAAGUCAAAGUAACGUUAAUCCAACGUUUCGUUUAGAAGAUGAGGAUGAUUACUCUUUGUACUCACCUGGACAUUAUUACCAACGACCUUCGAAUGUCAUUUCAAACGUAGGAACGUACAGUCCUAGUAUGCUUAAUCACGAAUAUGGAUCACAAAUACUGACACGUCAGAACUCGCACGAUUCGAAUUCAAACUCGGGUGAACGUCCAAGCAAUUUAGAGGUUGUUAGCCGGUUACGAUCGAGUUUAAAACGAUCUAAUUAUUCAUACAACUCUCCAAAUAAAAGUGUUAGUAAAAAUAAUUCGGGUUCAGGUACACCGACAAAUCCUACUCCCCCAGAUUCGUUAACAUCCGAAGAUUCGAGUUACGUUUCAGCUAAGGAUAGUCAAAUUUCUAUAAGUAGGGUUCGAUUUUCUCCAGUGACCUUCGAUCGGGAUGGAAUUUCGCGAGAGCACAGGGAAACUUUACUCGAUAUUCCAGUCCAUGGACAAAGUCAGGACGUUACUGUACCUUUACAAGCUAACCGACGGUUGAACAGAAGUAGGAAACCGAGUAUUUCUGAAUUAGAGAGAGAAUUUUUGUCAUAGCAUUGGCUUAUUUAAAGUAACAAAGACGAUAUAGAUAUUAAUAAUCCGAAAUGUUUGUCAAUCUUGAAAGUAACAUUUAAUUAGAAUUAUGUAAAUCAAAGAGUAUCUGACGUGGCAGAAAUUGAUCAAAUCUCUAUGACUAGAGAAUAUUGCGAUACACAUUUUGAAAGCACUGCCUCCUGCAGGACAUUUUUUCAUGUAUCAAUGCAGGUCAUCGAAUACAGUAAGAAUAUAACAUUCCAUAUGUAUAAAUACUGAGACAUCUUUGUGAAAGACUCUUAUAUUCGAUCAGACUGUUUUUAAUUUGUUAAAAAACUGGUAUGUCUCAUGUUUCGUAGAAGUAGUGUAAAUGUCGGGAUUGUAUAAUCUUGCAUUGUUUUCAAUACUAUGUACUGUUAUUUAAAUUGUAUGUAUUACAAAUAUUUUAUUCAUACAUUCCGCACAUCUUGCAUCUACUGUUGGCACUGAGCAUCUAAGUACCGAAGACAUAAUAUAGUAGCUUUGUAUACUCAUAGACAACUGCUUUAGAUUUUAUCGAUUUUGCCCCUUAGAUUAUAUUAUUUUCUAUUUUCUCAAUAGUUGUAACAAAAACCAUAGCUAAAAAUUGAUUUUCUUUAGGAGAGAAUUCUUAUUUAUAUGGAACAUUAAUUAUUUAAGACUUGUAUCCAUGUUACUUUUAGUUUUAGAUUUCUGAAUUUGGAAAACAUUUUAAAAUAGUAUUUUUUGAUAUCCAUUCAGUUCGCAAAGGUGAUUGUUAAUACUCUUAUUAUUGGAUUAGACUACGAUCGUUGUUGGCAGUGCAAGUGAGAGUACCAGUAAAUAAAUAUUCUUCUGUAAUUUUGUGAUGUAUAUAAAUUUUAUAAUGAGUGCAAAUAUUUAGAAUAGAAUUACAAAAAAAUUAAAAAGUUUCUUCUGGAAUUCUGCUCGCAAGCUUUUAAACAGAGGAUGCAAGAUAGUGCUUAUGGUGUGCCGGAAGGCCACGUGGUAACACUAGUCAGAUUGGCUUUGUAUUGGGUUUUGUGAAAGAUAUUUUUUUCAAUUGAUUCCUGUUUUUUAACUGGACUAGCUUGUUUCUCUUGGCAAUUAUGCUUUACUUAAGAUUUAUUCUUUGAAUUUUUUCUUAGUGUGAUCUUGAAAGACCUUUAGAUAAUUGACUUGAUAUUUUAUAACAGCGAUAACAUUACGUAUUGAGUUAUCUAUAGAACAAAAUCUCCUUUGAUUGGUUACUAAAGCUGUUCAGUAGUUUCUGUUAAAAUAACAACAAAUAUGAUGACAGUAAAAAAAUUUCCCCAUCAAAUAGUUUUAUUGAAAUGGAACUUAUAAAAUUGUGUAAAAAAUUCCAAAUUUAUGUUUACAUUAAAAAUUUACAUUAUAUUUAAGACUUUAUAAGACCUCAUUAUUCUAUUGAAUAAAAAUAAAAUUAAAGGUUUUAUAUCAUUUUGAUACAGAGAUCUUUUUUCUGACUUAUCAGUAAUUCAUUACAUUUCGUCUUCAAAUUUUCAGAAUUUAUGAUGGUAAUUGCUUCUAUUAUUUUAUUAUUUGUAUGUACAUUUAAUCCAGCUAAAACAGAUUAACUAUGUUAAUUAAAAUGUUUUGGCAGAGAACACACAUAUAAAACAUUAUUAUGUUAUAUAAUAUGUUUCGUUAUAUUAUACAUAUUCAUUUGGAAAUGAUAUGUAUAAAUUAAUUUCUGCGAACUCUCUCUAAGAAUUAAAUUAUGUGACUAUAGACCUGGGUUAGACGAUUUAUAUGUUUCUUGUGUACUCAUGCAAGUGCAUUAAGGGUCAGUUGUAUCCAUUUUAAGUACUCGCAUACAUAUACAAAAGAAAAUAUCUAUUAAAUAUAUUUAUCUUAAUAAUAGUUUACAUUCCAUCAAAAUUUAUAUUUACUAAAAAUAAAAUAUUAAAUCUAAUUAUUGUAUAGUGUGAAAAAAAUAGUAACUUAUAAACACAAGUAGACAGGAAAACACUAAUGAUCCCUAUAGAUAAGAAAUUAUUAUUAAAACACGCGAAUCUAAACAUAAAAUUGCUAAAAAAUAAAUUAACUGUUAUUACGAUUGAAAACAACGAUCCACGCGUAUAAGAAUAAAUACGUAGUCGCAAUAAAUGCGCUAUCUAACAAAAGAAUUCAGAAAGCGCUUCAUUAGAGUAUGCUCAGUGAGAUUUCUGUCAUCUAUUUUAUUAUGCUUUUAAACAUGUAAAAUCAUAUAAUUUCUUUUAUCAUUAUCUCAUGACAAUACAUGUAAGUGUAUUAAAUAGACUAGUUUUACACUGCGAGUAAUAGGUAACACAAAUCUAAUAUCAUAGUGUUUUCCUGUGUACACAGAUUUUUUUAUAUAAAUAUGAAAUAUUUGUAAUGCAUAAGUAUGAUAAUAGACAUGCAUCUUUUUGUUUGCCAUUACACUGUGUCAGGUGUUACAUAUUAUUUUACUAUCUUUCAAUCAUUACACAAAUACCAUGGCACUAGGUACACAUGUGAGAAAUUUGUACAGUGGGAUUUUUUAUGCAUUUGUGAGCUACUAGCAUAAUAGACUUAAUUUAGUAUGCCAUGUGCAGUUAAAACGACACUUCUUUUAUAUACGAAAACAGUAUGCAUUCAAGUGAUUCGCGUACCUGUAGAAAAGUGUUUAACAUACUUAAUAAUAGCUAUAAAAAGUAUAUAGCCAUUUAAGGUGUGAUAUACUUUGAAAAUUGUUUUAGAACAAAAACACUCCAUAUACAUAAUCAACAUUGUACAUAUAAAAAUCUAUUAGAUAGUUACUAUUUGUUUAACAAUGUAACAAUGGUCGAUACAUUCCUUUAUAUAAAUCACACUUUGUACAGUAUAAUCUAAAAUAUUUUUUGGAUUUUUAAGUGCACGAGUGCCUCAAAAAUUAUUUUAUUCUUGAAUUGUUUAUAAGAAAUCAGAAUACUGAGUAUUAAAAGAAAUAUACUUCUUUCCUUCUUACACUGAUUAUAUAAAAAAAGAAAAGAAAUGCAUUUGUAACGCUCUGUAUUCUGAUCUAUACCUUUAUUUCUCUUUACUAAAAAGAUAUUAACUAAACUCGGUUUUUUAUACAAAUAUGUAUCUAAUUUAUUGGUUCAAGAACAUAAAGUAACAAUUAAAUAAUUUAGAUUAAACUUACAAAUCAAUCAAAACUUAUUUACAUGUUGCGUAUAUUCUACGCCAUGCUCCAUCUAAUCAAAAUAAUUCAUUUAUUUCUUUGACCUCAUUUAGAAUGUUAUAUAUAAAAAACGAUACAGAUUUUUUUCUCAAGAAUUCUAUGUUUUUGCAAUAAUUUCUUGAAUGAUAAUCAGUAUUGUAGGAUAUGUUACAAUGUACAUAAAAUACAGUAGAGGUAAAGGAAAAAGAAAGGGUUUACUUUGAAGAAAAUUUUUUUGGUGGAGUUUAAUAUAUAAUAAACUUAUAAAACAUAGCUUUUGAAAGUGUAGUGAAUCAUUUUCAUUAAUAAAAUUACUUUUAUUUAUCAAAAGAUUUGUUAAACGUUUCACCAAUAAAAUUUUUUUCAAAGUAAAAUUAAUAAAGCAUUAAAGAUGUAUGUAAGUGUUUCUUAAGCAGGAAAAGUGAACCCAUUAAAUUGGUAUAUUUAUAGUUUGUUACUUAUAAAGUAAAAUAACUCAUCUGGUUUAUACUCAAACUUUUGCAAACUUCAAUUACUAAUGAAAUAUUUAUGAUGUUAUUAGAAACUUAUAGAAUAAUAUUUCAUGGGUAUGCCUUUCUAUGCUGUACAAAGAUAUUCUACGGUGCUAGUAUCAUGUACUUAAUAUAUUAAGAGACACAAAAAAAUUGAGAAUGCUUCCAAUGUAAUUGAAAAAUAUUUAAUGAAAUCUUAGUAUGCUAAUAUCAGUAAUUGUUGAUAGUAACAAUAAUUUACUUAUACAAAAUACAAUAUUAGGCAGCUAUCAACUAUCAAUUGUGUAAUGGCAUAUGAUUGCCAACAGUGCUAGUCUCUAAGUUAUAUUUAUUUUUUAUAUAUUAUAACUUCUUUAGCUUAAAGUAAGAAAACAUCCAGUUUUGUAUUUCAUUAAAGAACAUUCAUAGAUCAUAUGUUUCAUUAAUUAGAUUCAGUUUUGAGAGGACAAUGUUCAGAAUAACUGUAAUUACUAUGAAAGUAAUCUUUCAUAUGUAAUAUUAGCAAUAGAUCCAUUUCAAAAACUAUAUAUUAAAAGACU